AUGGAGUUGGCAUUUUCGUCAGUCGUCGACCCCUCGCUGUACAACUCGCAUGGGCUGUGCGAUGGCGGCGAAGUGCGGUUGCACAACAGCCACGAGCUUGGAGAUCUCGGCUCCAUCCUGGGCCAAAAGGACUGGAGCGAGAGCGUGGAGCCGUGCCAAUACUACGCGGGAACCAUGAGUGCCCGCUUCAACGUCGUUUCGGUGGGAUUUCCUGGCUGCAUCCCCGACCAGCUGGAGAUGGUCUCGUACGGGGCCGAGAUUGGAUUUCUCGCCGAUGAUCUUGCCGUUCUCGCUAAUGAUCUUGCCAAGUACGGUGACGAGCCCAAGCAUACCGAGGUGCUUGGUAACAUGAUUGACACAUUCAGACCCGGGGGCCAGCGUUCUUCUCAGAGCUCCCGGGCCUCGGGAAAGAAGGGGGUGCUUGUAAAGCCAAGUCACAGAAUUCUCAGCAUCGACAGAGAGCGUGCUGUCAAGGCAGAGAUCAUCAAGUAUUGGAAUGAGCUGCAGAGAAACAUCGAGAAAGCUCGCGAAGCAGGCUGCUACUCAGCUGAGUUGUUGCGCUUCCUCGAGUCGAUGAAAUACCUGCAUACCGGCGGUCUCGUGGGGAGCACCAGACGCCCUCGGUACAACGCGGCCGAGGAUUUCAGUCCCCGCCAGAGGGAGUGGACGAAGAACGGAAUCCCCAGCGAGGUGUGUCAACGAGGUGCUCGCAACGUCUGUUUGGAACAGGACGCUGCCCCCUCGACCACAGAGCCCCUAGCACCGGAGCGAAGGCUACAUUCGGACGAAACCGAGGCGGACGGCAGCGCUGGCACGAGGCGGAUUCUGAACGGCCAAGAAGACGACACUGUUGACGAGCUCGAGGUCAUGGUCGAAAUGAUCAAGGCCUAG
Messenger RNA from Lasiosphaeria miniovina, 891 nucleotides. RefSeq lists its product as uncharacterized. Bases 1 to 891 code for a protein of 296 amino acids. The record is from RefSeq and is a predicted model, not a curated record. The transcript is spliced from 3 exons. Lineage: Eukaryota; Fungi; Ascomycota; Sordariomycetes; Sordariales; Lasiosphaeriaceae.